UCUGGGGCGCAGCCGGGGCCGCCUUUCCGGGCCCUCGGCUUCCUCCGGCGCGCCCCGCCCCUCGGGCUCGCGGGUGCCGCGGCCCCCUCUCGGCCGGGCCUCGGGCGGGCAGCGCGGGCCGGUCCCGGCGGCGCGCGCGGCAGGGGCAGCCACAGAGAGCCUGCGUCAGCGCCUCCCGGGAAGAUGCUGCGUGCAGGCCCCGCCCUGGGAGUGCUGUGGUUCUGCCUGGCAGGAGCCGUGGAGGUCCAGGUCCCCGAAGACCCCGUGGUGGCCCUGGUGGGCACCGACGCCACCCUGCGCUGCUCCUUUGCGCCUGAACCCGGCUUCAGCCUGGCGCAGUUGAGCCUCAUCUGGCAGCUGACGGACACCAAGCAGCUGGUGCACAGCUUCGCGCACGGCCGCGACCAGGGCAGCGACCCGGGCAGCGCCUACGCCAACCGCACGGCGCUCUUCCCGGAGCUGCUGGCGCAGGGCAACGCGUCCCUGCGACUGCUGCGGGUGCGCGUGGCCGACGAGGGCAGCUUCACCUGCUUCGUGAGCAUCCGGGACUUCGGCAGCGCGGCGGUCAGCCUGCAGGUGGCGGCCCCCUACUCGAAGCCCAGCAUGACCUUGGAGCCCAACAAGGACCUGCGGCCCGGGGACACCGUGACCAUCACGUGCUCCAGCUACCGGGGCUACCCGGAGGCGGAGGUGCUGUGGCAGGACGGACAGGGCGCGCCCUUGACCGGCAACGUGACCACGUCGCAGAUGGCGAACGAGCAGGGCCUGUUUGAUGUGCGCAGCGUCCUGCGGGUGGUGCUGGGCGCCAACGGCACCUACAGCUGCUUGGUGCGCAACCCGGUGCUGCGGCAGGACGCGCACGGCUCGGUCACCGUCACAGGGCAGGCCAUGACAUUUCCCCCCGAGGCCCUGUGGGUGACCGUGGGGCUGUCUGUCUGUCUCGUGGUACUGCUGGUGGCGCUGGCCUUUGUGUGUUGGAGGAAGAUCAAGCAGAGCUGCGAGGAGGAGAAUGCCGGGGCAGAGGACCAGGACGGGGAUGGAGAUGGCUCCAAGACCGCCCUGCGGCCUCUGAAGCACUCUGAAAGCAAAGAAGAUGAAAUCGCCUGACCCCGGAGCCCCGGGAGCAGCUGCCCCCGGCCCCGGGCGGGCUCUCUCCCGGGGACACGGGCCUGCUGGGCCAGGUCUGUGCCUCCUGUGAGUGACACUGUGCCCUCGUCGUCCUGCUGCCUUACCGCUCCUCGACACAAUCCCAGCGCCUUACUUCUUAGGGACACAGGGCCCAGACCACACCACCUUAUUUCUGACCACCUGGCUGCCUUUUUUAUUUUUAAUCCAAAAGACAGGGCGUUCUGAGCCGGCCCCGCCUCCUUCCUCCUCAUACUCACCCCCUGCCUUGCUUCUCACCUCCUCACCCCGCCACAGCGGCCCCGCAUCUCCUAGGGUCUAGGGGCUGCCUCCUGCCUGCAGCCUAGCCGGCCCCGCUCUGACCCCGGCCCCGCACGCAGGGGGGCGGACCCACGGCCACGUGCAGGAACACGUGCGGGCGCCCCCUGGUGGUCACCAUCGCGGUGCCCUCCCUGCUGCCUGCCCUGCCCCGGGGCAGCCUGUGCUGGUCACACUGGGUCUGGGGUCUGCUUCUCCCCGACUGCAGCUUUUGUUGUUUGCCAUCCAUUCGGUCACUGUUCACGGGGUGACAGGGGUGUCGGCGCCGGGCUAGGUACUGGGGACCCCGGUGAGAAGACCAGUCCCCCACCCCACCCCACCCCUGCUGCCCACCCCCCACUUGGAAGCGGGGUCUGUGGUUUCCUGGGGACAGCUCUGCCUCUGCCCCCAGCUGCCUGGAUACCUCACCCCCAUCUCGUCCCCUAAUCUUUCCCCGGAGCUUGGGAUGGGAGCAGAAAGCAGGAGUAGGGGGACGCGGCCUGAGCCGGCAGCCAGGGCCCUGCCAACCUCGCACAGCCGAGCGUGGGGCCUGUCCUCGCUGGCCACAGCCUGGGAUGGGGCAGAGCCAAGAGGGGUCCCCGCGGUGCUACUCCAGGCCGGGAAGCCGCCUCCCGCUGUCUCGGCCAGCCCCGAGCCCUGGCAGCAAGAACUGCUGAGGCCGAUGGCGCCCCUACCCCACGAAUGGAGGCGGGAGGGCUUCUUAUUUAAGUGUGGGACUCAGGGCUUUUGUAAACCGGGGAGGGGGGAGGAUUUGGGGGAAAAAUAAAUGCCUUUGUAAGAA
This is a messenger RNA of Oryctolagus cuniculus (rabbit), 2224 nucleotides long. The record is from RefSeq and is a predicted model, not a curated record. NCBI's taxonomy places the organism in Eukaryota, Metazoa, Chordata, Mammalia, Lagomorpha, Leporidae.